Messenger RNA from Zingiber officinale, 1541 nucleotides. RefSeq lists its product as uncharacterized. The record is from RefSeq and is a predicted model, not a curated record. The transcript has 2 exons. Gene Ontology annotation, biological process: phosphatidylinositol phosphate biosynthetic process; protein localization to plasma membrane. Gene Ontology annotation, cellular component: plasma membrane. Lineage: Eukaryota; Viridiplantae; Streptophyta; Magnoliopsida; Zingiberales; Zingiberaceae. The coding region runs from base 83 to 1387 and encodes 434 amino acids.
CUCGCACGUGACUGACGCGUAACUAGUUUUCAUUGCCUUUCCGGAGCUCGACGGAGGGGCGACAAAUCGCCCGGCCCCUCCCAUGCCGACCGCCGCCGGCUCGCCUUCCUCUUCCUCCACCGACGCAUCCCUCUUCAUAGCCACCUCCGAUACCGACGAAAAUAUCAUCGCCGGCGGCAGCGGUGGCGCUUCGGGGGCCGGCGCGGGUCGGGCUCAGUCAUGGUGGGAGUGCAUCUCCAAGGCUCGCUCCCGGAUCCUCGACCUCGCAUCCCUCCUUUCCUCGCCGGACCUCGCAUCCAUCGCCGACUCUGACCGCCCCGCUCGCUCGCUUCUUGAAUCCCAGGCCGCUGCCGCCGCCAUCGCCUCAGCCCUCUCCUCUCCUUCAUCCGGUUCCGAUGACGACCCCUUCUGCAACUGGCUCUACGACACAUUGCAAUCUUCCGAUCCCGAACUCCACCUGGUCGCCCUUUCCUUCGUCCCGCUCAUCUCCGGUCUCUACCUCUCCCGCGUCGUCGCCACCGGGGCAGCCAACUCCCCCUCCCUCUCCGGGUUUGAGGCAGUACUCCUCGCCCUCUAUGCCGCCGAGGUCAAAGCCCGCUCAGGGAGGCCCGUCCUCGUUUCUGUUCCGGACCUAUCCCUCCCCUCCCUCUACCACUCCCCGGGUCCCACUGCCCGGCAGCGACAGCUACCUCCCGCUGCCUGGCCGCCUCCGAAGCCCUCCGUCGGCGUUCUCUCUCCUCCUCUCGAGCCUCAGAUCGCUGCCAAGUCUACCAAACGAACCUCCAUCGUUGCGGUGGCACUGGAUUCUUACUACAAGAGCAUCUCCUCCAUGCCCAGCCGCUCAAAGAUCGACUUAUGCGAGUUUGUCUCUGCCUGGGCUGGUCAAGAUUGCUCCUGCCGCUUUGAACUCGAUGACGACGAUCCAAGUCCAUCCUCGGCCCAGUCCUGCCUCUCGACGUCUUUCUCUUCGUCACCCCGGGCUAGGAUUUCUGCUGAGGUCAACGAAGGAAUUGAAGGAACUUCAGAUGCGAUGCGUAGCUUAGCACUCUGUCAAUCUCCUAACGGCAAUCACUGUAACAGUGAGGAGGAAUGGAGCAGAUUUACGAGGAAGGGUUCAAGGGUUCCUCUUCCUUGGGAGCUGUUGCAACCGAUCCUGAGGAUCCUGGGGCACUGUCUUCUAACACCUUCGAACCCUCAGGAGGUGAGGCAUUCGGCAUCGAUGGCAGUGCGAUGUGUUUAUGCUCGGGCAUCACAUGAUCUCCUGCCACAGGCUAUCUUGUGUUCACGUUGCUUGAUUCAGCUAGAUAACAGUACAAGGAAAUCAACCAAAACUGUAUCUGGCAGUCUAUCCAAAGAAACAAUUCAUCAUGGUUAUGCUAUCAUUUAGAAUUGGUUGAGUAGUUUCUUUCAUUGCUCUUUCAAGCAUCAAAUUUGCUAAUGUUGGUAAGCAUCUGGCUAGUUAGUAGUUCUUGUGAGAUUGUCUUACAUGUUGACAACCAAUUCUUUGUUCUACCUUGAACUUUAACGAUCUAUUUCUAGUA